This is a messenger RNA of Salvia hispanica, 1500 nucleotides long. The record is from RefSeq and is a predicted model, not a curated record. Lineage: Eukaryota; Viridiplantae; Streptophyta; Magnoliopsida; Lamiales; Lamiaceae.
AUGACCAUAGUUGCAUUGUGGUGUAUACUGAUGAGUCCAGAUGAUCGCCCAUCAAUGAAUAUGGUAUUAGAGAUGCUGGGAGGUGAUGUUGAACGUUUGCAAAUUCCUUCUCAAUCGACUCAAAUUGGAGUGGGUUUUGAGCAAACGGAAAUUACAUGUUCCUCUGAUUCUGUUUCCUUGCUUCAACAUGUUGAUGCUUCGAUCUAUACUGUCGAGACUCAAGUGUAUUACACCGAUGCUUCUCAUAAUUGCAGGUUGUUAUGUGCAGUGAUUCGUUUGCUUUCUGCGUCGCUCUAUGAUUUUACUCUUGUUUUGGCUAAUGAUUUACCAAUUCGUCAUGCUUGCAGCGGGCAGAUUAGAGACUCAUCUACAGUUUGGCUCAUCAUUUUCCCUUUGGCGGUGUGGCUUUUUAUUUACAAAUUCCGAACAAAGCAACUCUCCUUACACAAAGAUAUAGAAUCAUAUCUACAAAGUGACAACAAACUCGCCCCAAUUAGGUACUCCUAUUCGGAUAUCAAAAAAAUGACUAAAGGUUUUCAAGAUAAACUAGGCCAAGGAGGUUACGGUUGUGUUUAUAAAGGCAAGCUCCGAAGUGGCCUUCAUGUAGCGGUUAAACUAUUGGGGAAAUCGGGGGGAAAAGGGAACGACUUCAUGAAUGAAAUCGCAACUAUUGGAAGGAUACACCAUGUCAACGUUAUCAAAUUAGUUGGAUAUUGUGCGCAUGGCUCCAAACUUGCCCUUGUCUUCGAUUUUAUGACUAAUGGAUCUCUUGAAAAGUACCUCUUCAAUCGAGAAAACAUAAAUCCCCUGAAUUGGAUCACAAAGUUUGAGAUUGCAGUUGGAGUUGCUCGUGGGAUUGAGUAUUUGCAUCGAGGUUGUAACAUCCAGAUUCUGCAUUUCGACAUCAAGCCUCAUAAUAUUCUCCUGGAUGAUAAAUUCACCCCCAAAAUAUCUGAUUUCGGGCUAGCAAAGUUAUGCUCUACAGGUAAAGAUACAGUGACCUUGACUGCAGCAAGAGGAACCAUAGGAUAUGUUGCUUCUGAAUUGAUCAAUAGAAGUAUGGGGCCAGUUUCUUUCAAGGCUGAUGUGUAUAGUUUUGGGAUGUUAUUGAUUGAUAUGGUGGGCUUGAAGAGAGACUUGAGAGGAAAUAAUGAUCAUUCCAGCCAGUAUUUUCCAUACUGGAUAUAUGAUUGUUUCGAGCAAGGCAAGGAUAUUGAAAUUGAAGAAGCGGAGUGUGACGAUGAGAAUGAGAAUAGAAAGAUUAUUGUUAAAAAGAUGACCAUAGUUGCAUUUUGGUGCAUACUAAUGAGUCCUGAUGAUCGCCCAUCAAUGAAUAAGGUAUUAGAGAUGCUAGAAGGUGAUGUUGAACGUUUGCAAAUUCCUUCUCAAUCGACUCAAAUUGGAGUGAGUUUUGAUCAAACGGAAAUUACAUGUUCCUCUGAUUCUUUCUCCAUGCUUCAACAUGUUGAUGCUUCGAUCUGUGUCGAGACUCGAGUGUGA